Molecule: messenger RNA, 6152 nt
Organism: Gracilinanus agilis (Agile Gracile Mouse Opossum)
Lineage: Eukaryota; Metazoa; Chordata; Mammalia; Didelphimorphia; Didelphidae
Gene: NSD3
Product: nuclear receptor binding SET domain protein 3
Exons: 24
Coding region: 105-4412 (1435 amino acids)
Biological process (GO): regulation of DNA-templated transcription
Cellular component (GO): nucleus; chromatin
Molecular function (GO): histone H3K36 methyltransferase activity
Source: RefSeq, a predicted model, not a curated record
CCGUGUCUCUCCUGUGAUCGCACUGACACGGCCGGGGGGUUAGAAUGGAACAGACUGAAGGCCCUAUGAGAGAAAGGGAAAGUUAAGGAUGCUGGAGCAGAACAAUGGAUUUCUCUUUCUCUUUCAUGCAAGGGAUCAUGGGAAACACAAUUCAGCAACCACCUCAACUCAUUGACUCAGCCAACAUCCGUCAGGAGGAUGCCUUUGAUAACAGCAGUGAUAUUGUUGAAGAUGGCCAGACACCAUAUGAAACCAGCCUGCAGCAAGGCUUUCAAUACCCACCUACCACAGAGGAACUUCCUCCGAUUACAAAUGGCUAUCCACCCUCAAUCAGCAUGUAUGAACCUCAAGCCAAAUACCAGACAUAUAGUCAGUAUCCCAACGGGUCAGCCAAUGGUUUUGGUGCAGUUAGAAACUUUAGCCCCACUGACUAUUACCAUACUGAAAUUUCAAACACAAGACCACAUGAAGUUCUGGAAAAACCUUCCCCUCAACAGCCACCACCUCCUCCUUCGGUACCACAAACUGUGAUUCCAAAGAAGACUGGCUCACCAGAAAUUAAAUUAAAAAUAACCAAAACUAUCCAGAAUGGCAGGGAAUUGUUUGAAUCCUCCCUCUGUGGAGACCUUUUAAAUGAAGUACAGGCAAGUGAGUACGCAAAAUCAAAACAUGAAGGCAGAAAAGAAAAGAGGAAAAAAAGUAACAAGCAUGACUCUUCUAAAUCAGAAGAGCGCAAGUCGCACAAAAUUCCCAAAUUAGAACCAGAGGAGCAAAACAGACCAAAUGAGAGGGUUAAUGUUCUAUCUGAAAAACCAAGAGAAGAUUCUAUGGUAUUAGAAGAAACACCGGUUCAACAGUACCUACCUUCCCUUCCAGCAGAGGUGAGCACUGGUGUGAAGUUCCAAGUUGGUGAUCUCGUCUGGUCUAAAGUGGGUACCUAUCCUUGGUGGCCUUGUAUGGUUUCAAGUGAUCCCCAACUUGAGGUUCAUACCAAAAUUAAUACAAGAGGGGCCCGGGAGUACCAUGUCCAAUUUUUCAGCAACCAACCAGAGCGAGCAUGGGUCCAUGAAAAGCGGGUACGAGAAUACAAAGGACAUAAACAGUAUGAACAGUUACUGGCUGAAGCAACUAAACAAGCCAGUAAUCACUCUGAGAAACAAAAGAUCCGAAAACCCCGACCACAACGUGAGAGGGCCCAGUGGGAUAUUGGCAUUGCCCAUGCAGAAAAAGCAUUGAAGAUGACCCGAGAAGAAAGAAUAGAACAAUAUACUUUCAUCUAUGUUGACAAACAGCCUGAGGAAGUUUUAUCCCAAGCAAAAAAGAGUACUGCCUCCAAAGCAGAAGUGAAAAAGAACCGGAGACCUAAAGCAGUGCUGAACACUCAGCCAGAACAGAGCAAUGCAGGGGAGGCAGCCUCCUCAUUACCAAGUACUGAGAUACGGAGACACAGCCAGAGACGGCAUACAAGUGUGGAAGAGGAAGAGCCACCCCCUGUUAAAAUAGCAUGGAAAACAGCAGCAGCAAGGAAAUCUUUACCUGCUUCCAUUACAAUGCACAAAGGCAGCCUAGAUCUACAGAAGUGUAACAUGUCUCCAGUUGUGAAAAUUGAACAAGUAUUUGCUCUUCAGAAUGCUGCGGGAGAUGGGAAAUUCAUUGAUCAGUUUGUUUAUUCAACAAAGGGAGUUGGUAACAAAACGGAAAUAAGUGUCAGGGGACAAGACAAACUAAUCAUUUCUACACCAAACCAGAGAAAUGAAAAAGCAACUCAGAAUGUAUCAUCUCCUGAAACAACAUCUGGGUCUACAGGUUCCGUAGAAAAGAAGCAGCAGAGAAGAUCAAUUAGAACUCGUUCUGAAUCUGAGAAAUCCACUGAGGUUGUGCCAAAGAAGAAGAUCAAAAAGGAGCAGGUUGAAACAGUUCCACAGACUACAGUGAAGACAGGAUUACAGAAAGGUGCCAGCGAGAUUUCAGAUUCCUGUAAACCUCUAAAGAAAAGGAGUCGCGCCUCAACUGAUGUAGAAAUGACUAGUUCAGCGUACAGAGACACAUCUGACUCCGAUUCUAGAGGACUUAAUGAUUUACAAGUAAGCUUUGGAAAGCAACUAGAUAGUCCUUCAGCUGCUGCUGAUGCUGAUGCCUCUGAUGUGCAGUCAGUGGACUCAAGUCUUUCAAGAAGAGGAACUGGAACCAGUAAGAAAGACACUGUGUGUCAGAUCUGUGAAAGCUAUAGUGACUCCCUGAUUGUUUGUGAGGGGGAAUGCUAUAAACACUUUCAUCCAGAUUGCCUGGGACUGUCAUCUCUCCCUGAUGGAAGGUUCCUUUGCACCGAAUGUAAAACUGGGCAUCAUACUUGCUUCUCUUGUAAGAUAUCUGGUAAAGAUGUAAAACGUUGUUCUGUUCCUGCCUGUGGUAAAUUUUACCAUGAGGCCUGUGUUCGAAAAUUUGCUACUGCUGUCUUUGAGUCUAGAGGAUUCCGCUGUCCUCAGCACUGCUGUUCUACUUGUUCCAUGGAAAAAGAUAUCCACAAAGCAAGCAAAGGUCGAAUGAUGAGAUGUUUAAGAUGCCCAAUUGCCUAUCAUUCAGGAGAUGGAUGUAUAGCCGCAGGAAGUCGGUGUGUGUCCUCCUAUCUUCUCAUUUGUAGUAACCAUUCUAAGAGGAGCAGUCAUUCUUCAUCCACUAUAAACGUAGGCUUUUGUUUCGUUUGUGCAAGAGGGCUGAUAGUUCAGGAUCAUUCAGACCCCAUGUUCAGUUCAUAUGCCUAUAAGUCCCACUACCUACUGAAUGAAUCAAAUCGUGCUGAGUUGAAAUUACCUAUGAUUCCUUCUUCGUCAGCUUCCAAAAAGAAAUGUGAGAAAGGUGGAAAACUAUUGUGUUGUGAAUCGUGUCCAGCUUCCUUCCACCCGGAAUGCCUCAAUAUAGAGAUGCCAGAGGGCUGCUGGAAUUGUAAUGACUGUAAAGCUGGAAAGAAACUCCAUUACAAGCAGAUUGUUUGGGUCAAGUUGGGAAACUACAGGUGGUGGCCAGCAGAGAUCUGCAAUCCCAGGUCCGUGCCUCUUAACAUCCAAGGCCUUAAACAUGACUUGGGGGACUUUCCCGUGUUCUUCUUUGGUUCUCAUGACUACUAUUGGGUGCACCGGGGCAGAGUGUUCCCUUAUGUUGAAGGAGACAAAAGCUUUGCUGAGGGACAAACUAGUAUUAACAAGACCUUCAAAAAAGCACUUGAGGAAGCAGCAAAACGUUUCCAGGAACUGAAAGCACAAAGAGAAAACAAAGAAGCCCUGGAGUUGGAAAGAAAUUCGAGAAAACCCCCACCCUACAAGCACAUUAAAGCUAACAAAGUGAUAGGGAAGGUUCAGAUCCAAGUGGCCGACCUGUCCGAGAUCCCUCGCUGUAAUUGCAAGCCUGCUGAUGAAAACCCUUGUGGCCUGGAGUCAGAAUGCUUGAACCGCAUGUUACAGUAUGAAUGUCACCCUCAAGUAUGCCCAGCGGGGGACCGGUGCCAGAACCAGAACUUCACGAAAAGGCUCUAUCCAGAUGCAGAAGUCAUCAAGACAGAGAGACGUGGCUGGGGCCUGCGGACCAAGAGGAGCAUCAAGAAGGGUGAAUUUGUAAAUGAAUAUGUUGGCGAAUUAAUUGAUGAAGAAGAAUGUAGAUUGCGAAUCAAACGUGCUCAUGAGAACAGCGUAACUAAUUUUUAUAUGUUAACAGUUACCAAGGACCGUAUAAUUGAUGCUGGCCCAAAAGGCAAUUAUUCUCGCUUUAUGAACCAUAGUUGCAAUCCAAACUGUGAAACUCAAAAGUGGACAGUGAAUGGGGAUAUUCGUGUUGGACUUUUUGCUCUUUGUGAUAUUCCUGCAGGGGUGGAGCUAACAUUUAAUUAUAACCUGGAUUGCCUGGGCAAUGGCAGGACUGAGUGUCACUGUGGAGCAGACAACUGUAGCGGCUUUCUAGGAGUUCGGCCAAAGACGGCAUUUGCGUCAGCAAAUGAAGAAAAGGCAAAAAAUGCUAAGUUGAAGCAGAAGAAACGGAAAAUCAAAACAGAACAGAAGCAGAUGCAUGAGGAUUAUUGUUUUCAGUGUGGAGAUGGAGGAGAGCUGGUCAUGUGUGACAAAAAAGACUGUCCGAAAGCAUACCACCUCCUAUGCCUUAACCUGACGCAGCCACCAUAUGGAAAGUGGGAAUGUCCCUGGCAUCAGUGUGAUACAUGCAGCAACUCUGCAGUUUCUUUCUGUGAGUUCUGUCCACGUUCAUUUUGUAAAGAUCAUGAGAAAGGGGCUCUGGUGCCCUCUGCACUGGAAGGCCGUCUCUGCUGCUCUAAACAUAACCCCAAAUCUCCUGUGGCACCAGAGUACUGGAACAAGAUAAGAUGCAAAAUGGAACCACAAGAUCCUGGAGAUGAAGUGAAGGAAUAAAUUUACAGUGUUUUUUAUUUUUUUUAUUUUAUUUUUUUUUUUUUUAAGAAAGAAAAGGGUAAAAGUAAAUAGGUGAUGAAAUUGUUAGAGAAGAAACUGUCAUAAUGUACUUGGUCUAUCACCUGAGCUGGCUUUGGAAUUAGAAUGGAGGAAUUAUACAAUACAGGCAGCCAAAGGUAGAAAGUGGUGCCUGGAUUUUGAUUCAUUUAUGAUGGGGGGGAGGGGAGAUUAAAUUCUUUGUAUGUUUUCCUUGCCCUUAAAUGUGCUUCUGCAGCUAAAAAACAGAUAUACCUUGGCCUUUAAAAAAGAAAAAUGAAAAAAUGCAUUUAUGUUAGUAAUAGGAAGUUCAAGUUAAAAUAUGUUGCUGAGUGUAGAAGGGAAAAAUAGUCACCACUCCUUUAUUUUAAUUUUAAGAAAUCUUGAGAAAUGUGAGUUAGGUAGUUAAAUCAGUAUGUUUAAAGAAAAAAGGGGGGAGGGGAGGAACUCCACUCUAUUUCUGGAAUACCAGAAAAAGGUAUAAUUACCUUUACGUACACUUUUAUGAAACAUUAAUUUAGGCUAAUGCCUUGUAGCACUUCAGACCUCUGGUGGUCUUGGAAUUGGGAGUGGUCAAUCUGGCUGUAAACAAAAUGCCUCUUUCUGUUGAGUGUACCUCUCUGGGCUCUGACAAGGUAGGAUUAUUAAAGUUAUUGAUAUGGAUAUAAUACUUUAUUUUUUAAAAAUCACAGGAUGACUCUACUCAGUAGUUUUUAAAUGCUUUUUGUUGAUGCUAACUUUUUACAAAUGACAUGUGUUUGUGGGUAUAAAGAGGCAGGAAGAACAGCUGUCUGUUUACCAAACUGCCACACUGGUGUAGGGCAUUAAAAGAUGAGAUGCAGCCAACCCAAAGCCUUCUACUAGGGCCAUCAUCUCCGCUGUGCACGGAUGAUGAGCUGAUCUGGAGAGGAAUGAUGGGCUUUUUCAUUUUUACUUUUACUUUUAGCCCUUUCCUCACCUUAACUAAAACAUUCCCUUUGUUAGCUUAACUAGUCCAGCCAUGUUUCUUGGUAUAAAAUAUACAGAUGUACUUUGAAUUGUAUUUAAGUAGCUCUUCUUAGUUGUGAUGGGACGAAUUUAAAAGGCUAUAUUUAAGCAGUUUUCAUUGAUUGUUAUCUUAGUACUUAACAUUGCCCCACUGUUAGGAAACAAAGAGCACUUCUAAUUCCACAGGGUAUGAAACAGUAACAUAAAUGCACUUGAUCUUUACAGAUCAUCUGGGGAAAGCUCCCAGGGAAGUCAGUGUUAACAAAAGUUGUUGGCUGUGAUUUAUAUAAACAGUUGCUAGUACACCAAGAUAUCUAUCUUACUCAUGGAAUUCAUUCAUUUUUAGCUACUAGGAAUAUGUAUCCCAGUAUUCUCCAUAAAGAAACAACUAAAUAAAUAGCACAAGACAUGGUAGUAUCAUUGUGUUGAGUGUCUUGUGUUAAUUUCUUCUGAGUUUUGGCUGAGUAGCAAGAACUACAGACACAGAUCCACCUCAUCUCUUCCAUACUUGGGCAAUUGUACUAUUGUACAUAUUACCUUUUCUGUAUCAGUUUAGAGCACUCUCAACUGAAACAAAAUAAAAAAUAAGAAGGAAAGUGCAGUUUUGUGUCUCUUGUGUGCGUACAUGGACACCUGCAUGUGUACUGGAUUUUAUCUUUUGAAAAUAGAACACUAUGAUUACCUUAAGCACUCGAAUUACCAACUCCCCAAAAGGAC